AUGUGUGUUUCACGCGUUACAUAUGUCCGGUUACUUUUAAUUGAAAUAUCUUUUUUAGGUGAAUCUGAAAGAGAAAGUUGUUAUGGUGAAGUUAUUCGAAUUCUACGUGAACGUUUUCCGGAUAAGUCAAUGCGACACAAAGUUACGGUUCUGGUUCCAGGCGCAGGUUUAGCAAGAUUGGCAUGGGAACUCGUAGCCGACGGAUUUUCGGUUCAAGGAAAUGAAUUUUCCAUUCUAAUGUUGCUCGUGUCAAAUUUCAUCCUCAAUAACUGUAAACAGGUGAAUGAGUAUGUAAUUUAUCCGUUUGUUUUGGACACAUGCAAUAGUUGGUCCUACGACGAGCAACUAAGGCCAGUGCGUUUCCCGGAUGUGUGCCCUCAUUUUAUGGAUGAGGCGAGUUCCUUCACCGUGCUUUUUUUUAUUCAGAGGAAGAAUGCCUUCUCAAUGUGCGCUGGUGAUUUUCUGGAUGCACUGAAAAAUACUACCGAUCAAUGGAGUGUUGUUGUGACAGUGUUUUUCAUUGAUACGGCUGUCAAUGUGCUCGAUUAUAUCGAUACAAUACACAGAAUUCUGAAAAAGGGUGGAUUGUGGUUGAAUUUUGGCCCGCUUACUUAUCACUUUGCUGAUGGUGAUGCAGAAGGUGCUAUCGAAUUGCCGUAUGAUUUGAUUAUUCAGUACAUCAACCAGAAAGGUUUCAGAUUUGCAAGCGAUGAACGUGAAAGCAAAGCCAAUACUGCGUUGUAUGCAUGCAAUAAGAAAUCGAUGCUACAGUAUCAGUAUAUCUGUGGAUUUUUUGAAUGCGUUAAGUUGUAA
Molecule: messenger RNA, 813 nt
Organism: Gongylonema pulchrum
Lineage: Eukaryota; Metazoa; Nematoda; Chromadorea; Rhabditida; Gongylonematidae
Source: the annotation of a GenBank genome assembly